AUGAACUUAACAUGGGACUCCAACAAUGCGAUCAAUCAACGCGUGAACAAUUCCGACUCGUCUCAGAACACGGCGACCACGUCCACAUCGUCCACGCGUGUACUUACUCAAACGCAGCUUGUCGCUGUUCCUGGCUCCGUCGCAGCAGCAUCUGGAGAACACGUAGAAGAGUUCGAUAUCGACGACGAAUUUUCGUCGCUGAAUUCGAAAUUGACGACUGGGAAAAUAUCCUUAGAUAUUUCUCUACAAAAGGACACACAAUCCAAGACUGCAAAGGCUCAUGUCCUUAUGGAGGACUAUGUUUACGAACUCAAGAUGUACAAGAAGGAGGAUAUACGCAAUCUAGACAAGUCUCAAUGGUACACCCGUGUCCACGUCAAAGCGGUGGGGACAGUGAAACGAGAUCAUCCGACCAAGAAGAAACUGGACGGACUGGUUGGCGAUCUCAUGGCCGAUUUAAAAACCAAAUCAAAUCUGCGAAUGGAGAAGACGUUCACUUAUGGCCAAAAACAUUAGACGAUUUAUUACUAACAUAUCCGUGCUGCCCGCCAGACGCCUUUUUUAACAUUAAAGAAUUUUACGAUAAUCCCAAAUUAAAUUACUUAGACGAAUCGUCUAAAAAAGUUCGAGUCGCCUUGCGCAAUUGGUGUGCCCGUAUUGCCGAAUGGUCCAUAUCUGAUUUCGAUAAAUUUUAUAACGCACCAGGUGUAUUUCCUUAUUUUAAUGCUUAUGCUCGUCAACACGAUCAAGUGUAUUACGACGUUAAUUUUUCAGUGAAAAUAGCCAAUGAUUUAUUAGAAUUACAAUGAGUACGAGCAAUCCCCGUGUAGUCUUUAUGAAAAGAGUCGUAAAUCUUGCUUUAAAUAAUUGCACCAACCAUCUUGCACCCAGACACACAUUAAAUACCAUAAUAACUGAAGUAAAUUCAGAGUUAAUUAUAAAAUUUGAUGACCAUUAUUUGAGAAGCAUUGAAAAAGAUAUUACAAAUUUAAUGAGGGAACUUUAUGGGUCCUUACGACCAUACAACAUCUCAAUGGCACUCGUAAACGCCGCCAUAGAGGGGGAUAGCUUAUUAGAUCCAAUUUUUGAACAUGAAAAUACGACAGAUAAAGCGAAAUAUUUUACUAAAGUACUAAAAAUAGCAUUUGAAAAUUGCACUAUUUAUAGAAGAAGACGAUUCGUAUCUAAUACUGCUGGGUCAGAUUUAUUGGAAAACAGAGGAUUGCUUAGAGAAUACGCCGUUAAGUUGUAUAACGAAUAUAU
Adelges cooleyi (spruce gall adelgid) is the source of this 1263-nucleotide messenger RNA. RefSeq lists its product as uncharacterized. The record is from RefSeq and is a predicted model, not a curated record. The transcript has 2 exons. Lineage: Eukaryota; Metazoa; Arthropoda; Insecta; Hemiptera; Adelgidae. Bases 1 to 516 code for a protein of 171 amino acids.